GUGUAAUGUUUUACACACAUCACAAUUGCAAUUACGUUCAGUUUUUAAAGUGGUAUAAAACUUUUUACUGCACAGUUUAAACACUCUGUAUUCCCGCCAUUUAUGAAGGUUAUGUUUUUAUCAAGUUGAUAACAGGUUUUCGGCAUGAAAUUGACGAGACAGCUGUGGCGGUUCAGCACUGCCAUAAAAUCAAUGAUGAAACUACCGGAAAAGGAACUCACAAUAAAGGCGCCAUGGGGUAAUCUAGCUGCCUUAACAUGGGGCGACCCAAAGAAUCCUCCUGUCCUGCUCUGUCACGGGAAGUUGGACGUAUGUACGGGGUUCAGGCCGUUGGUCUCCCGUCUCCCUCCCACCUUCUUUUACGUCACCGUGGACCUGCCCGGCAAUGGCCGCUCAGACCACUUCGCUAAGGGCGUCAGGUUCACUGUAAUAGACUUUGUACCAACUGUAGUGACUGUAGUCAAACAUUUUAAAUGGGACAAGUUUAUUUAUAUUGGACAUUCGUUGGGCGUGCCUAUUGGGAAGUUCUUCAACAUAGCCUACCCUGGCUAUAUCACCCGCGUUGUGGAGAUAGACCCGGUGCCAGCACACCACACGUGGCCAUGCGACCGUGCGGGCAUGCACGACUGGUACCACAGCUACUACAGAAUGUACGAUGACGAGAAAUUUGUCAAGUUUAACAGUGGCAUGGACACAGCGCCGAAGUAUACUUAUGAAAAGGCUCAGCAUUUGAUGAUGCAGACUCGAGGGUUGUCUAAAGAGGCGACAGUACAUGUCUUGGAGAGGUGUCUGGAGCCCGCCGGAGAUGGACUCUAUAGAUUCACUUUCGACCAGCGCAUGAAAGAAAUGCCAGUGUUGCCAUUCUCUGGCGAGAGUUUAGGUAAAAUAUACACAACAACAACCACUCCGACGUUCUGUGUUCUCGCUCAAAAAAUGAUUGACCUCGGCAUGUAUACUGCUGUACCGUUUGUGAUGGACGAAAAGGCUUGGCCCAACGGUAACUAUAGGUAUAAGAUUGUCGACGGCGGCCAUGACGUACACAUAGACAAUCCAGACUGCAUGGCUGAGGAUAUAGCGAACUUCCUUCUAGAAGAUGUUAAGGCUAAAUUGUGAUGGAGUUUCUUUUUGUAUAGGUUCUAUUUGGACAAGGGAUUAAAAAUGGCAUAAUAUAUUUUUUUAACAACAAAAAUAUAAUAACCGAUUUGAAAUAAAAAGUGCUGAGCCAAA
Messenger RNA from Trichoplusia ni (cabbage looper), 1227 nucleotides. Its product is annotated as serine hydrolase-like protein. The record is from RefSeq and is a predicted model, not a curated record. The coding region runs from base 145 to 1113 and encodes 322 amino acids. The transcript has 6 exons. Lineage: Eukaryota; Metazoa; Arthropoda; Insecta; Lepidoptera; Noctuidae.